GGGGACGAAAACAGCUCCAGUUUUUGAAAUUUGAGACUAAAAACCUGGUUUUGCUGUGAUAUAAGGGAAUACCGAAAAUAACUAUGAGUUAAAAAAAAUGUAAGGAGGAGGGAGCUCAGGUUCAUGAAAGAGUAACUACAUGACGCUGAGGCACUGUCAUUGCUCCACCCCGAUGAAAAACUUUCUUCCUCAAACUCAAAAGUUUAUACUGAAAACACACAGAGGAGAUAUACGGGAGAAUUCGUAAACCGCACAGAGAUCCUUUGCUGUUGUUUUGUUUUUUAAGUUUAUAGUAUUUAAUUUUUUCUUAAGACAAAAAGGUAAAACAUUCUUCAGCUGAUAUGCUUCAAGAAACAUAAAGAAACCAAAAAGUAAACUUUUUGCCGUUUUGUUUAAACUAGUUCAUAACCAUGGGACACCUAACCUUUCGUGGAAAAACCGAACCAAAUAUAUUGCUGGUCUGUCUCGUGUGUUGUCUCUUACAGGUUUCAAUUGUACGUUCAGAAUGUAACACUGUUUGUCCAGUAAAUCCAACAAUAAGUACAACUGAAAUUAACAUCAACACUACAAAUCAGAAUAUAUUUGAAACAAAUCCUCCUGGUAAUGUGAAUCCAGGUGGCCUAAACGUUAGUGGACUGAUCCAAGGGACCACAUACAAUGUUACAUUCAGCAUCAGUUCUGAGCUGUGCUGUAAAGAGAUCACAACAAAGCCUGACAUCAUCAGCAGCCUCAGUGUCACUAGUGUCAGCACAACAUCCAUAUCUCUCAGCUGGACUAAACCACAAGGCAAUAGCACCUCGUAUAGAGUGCAGGUACAGGGGACUGGACUGGACAGAAAUCUGACAGCAAACAGCGAAUCCAUUACUGUGACUGAUCUGACAGCUGGGUCUUUGUACACCUUCAGUGUCACUGCACGGGCUGCAGAUAACUUGACAGAAGGAGACACUGUUACCAUUACCAAACAUACAAAGCCUGACAUCAUCAGCAGCCUCAGUGUCACUAGUGUCAGCACAACAUCCAUAUCUCUCAGCUGGACUAAACCACAAGGCAAUAGCACCUCCUAUAGAGUGCAGGUACAGGGGACUGGACUGGACAGAAAUCUGACAACAAACAGCGAAUCCAUUAGUGUGACUGAUCUGACAGCUGGGUCUUUGUACACCUUCAGUGUCACUGCACGGGCUGCAGAUAACUUGACAGAAGGAGGCACUGUUACCAUUAUCAAACAUACAAAGCCUGACAUCAUCAGCAGCCUCAGUGUCACUAGUGUCAGCACAACAUCCAUAUCUCUCAGCUGGACUAAACCACAAGGCAAUAGCACCUCCUAUAGAGUGCAGGUACAGGGGACUGGACUGGACAGAAAUCUGACAGCAAACAGCGAAUCCAUUACUGUGACUGAUCUGACAGCUGGGUCUUUGUACACCUUCAGUGUCACUGCACGGGCUGCAGAUAACUUGACAGAAGGAGGCACUGUUACCAUUACCAAACAUACAAAGCCUGACAUCAUCAGCAGCCUCAGUGUCACUAGUGUCAGCACAACAUCCAUAUCUCUCAGCUGGACUAAACCACAAGGCAAUAGCACCUCCUAUAGAGUACAGGUACAAGGGACUGGACUGGACAGAAAUCUGACAGCAAACAGCGAAUCCAUUACUGUGACUGAUCUGACAGCUGGGUCUUUGUACACCUUCAGUGUCACUGCACGGGCUGCAGAUAACUUGACAGAAGGAGGCACUGUUACCAUUAUCAAACAUACAAAGCCUGACAUCAUCAGCAGCCUCAGUGUCACUAGUGUCAGCACAACAUCCAUAUCUCUCAGCUGGACUAAACCACAAGGCAAUAGCACCUCCUAUAGAGUGCAGGUACAGGGGACUGGACUGGACAGAAAUCUGACAGCAAACAGCGAAUCCAUUAAUGUGACUGAUCUGACAGCUGGGUCUGUGUACACCUUCAGUGUCACUGCACGGGCUGCAGAUAACUUGACAGAAGGAGGCACUGUUACCAUUACCAAACAUACAAAGCCUGACAUCAUCAGCAGCCUCAGUGUCACUAGUGUCAGCACAACAUCCAUAUCUCUCAGCUGGACUAAACCACAAGGCAAUAGCACCUCCUAUAGAGUACAGGUACAAGGGACUGGACUGGACAGAAAUCUGACAACAAACAGCGAAUCCAUUACUGUGACUGAUCUGACAGCUGGGUCUGUGUACACCUUCAGUGUCACUGCACGGGCUGCAGAUAACUUGACAGAAGGAGACACUGUUACCAUUACCAAACAUACAAAGCCUGACAUCAUCAGCAGCCUCAGUGUCACUAGUGUCAGCACAACAUCCAUAUCUCUCAGCUGGACUAAACCACAAGGCAAUAGCACCUCCUAUAGAGUACAGGUACAAGGGACUGGACUGGACAGAAAUCUGACAGCAAACAGCGAAUCCAUUAGUGUGACUGAUCUGACAGCUGGGUCUUUCUACACCUUCAGUGUCACUGCACGGGCUGCAGAUAACUUGACAGAAGGAGACACUGUUACCAUUAUCAAACAUACAAAGCCUGACAUCAUCAGCAGCCUCAGUGUCACUAGUGUCAGCACAACAUCCAUAUCUCUCAGCUGGACUAAACCACAAGGCAAUAGCACCUCCUAUAGAGUACAGGUACAGGGGACUGGACUGGACAGAAAUCUGACAACAAACAGCGAAUCCAUUAAUGUGACUGAUCUGACAGCUGGGUCUGUGUACACCUUCAGUGUCACAGCACGGGCUGCAGAUAACUUGACAGAAGGAGACACUGUUACCAUUACCAAACAUACAAAGCCUGACAUCAUCAGCAGCCUCAGUGUCACUAGUGUCAGCACAACAUCCAUAUCUCUCAGCUGGACUAAACCACAAGGCAAUAGCACCUCCUAUAGAGUACAGGUACAAGGGACUAGACUGGACAGAAAUCUGACAACAAACAGCGAAUCCAUUACUGUGACUGAUCUGACAGCUGGGUCUUUGUACACCUUCAGUGUCACUGCACGGGCUGCAGAUAACUUGACAGAAGGAGACACUGUUACCAUUACCAAACAUACAAAACCUGAGAAAAUAACCACAAUAAUUCUGGUGUCGAGUGAGCCGAAAAACAGCAGCAUGCUUGUGAACUGGUCUGCUCCAGCAGGAAAUGUUGAAACAUACAAAGUUAAUAUCAAUAGCAGCUUUGGAGAUGGUCAGACCAAAAACGUCACUACCAACACAACUUCAGUACAGUUUGAUGGGCUGAGAGCUGGUAGGAUAUAUAGUGCCACAGUGACAACAAUCAGUGGACCUUUCAGCGAGCAAUCAGGAGUUGUUCAAAAUGCUACCUAUCCCAAUGCGCCUGGGAGUAUUUCCAGUGAUUCAAAGACAACUAGCUCCAUCUCAUUAAGCUGGGGAUCACCUGUCAGCAUGGACCCCAACUCUUUCAACUUCAGUGUCACAUAUAGUUCUAAUGCCUCCGACAGGAAAACAUUGGUGACAACGAGUACCAGUGUUCAGUUAUCUAAUCUACAGUCUGGAACUCUUUAUAAUAUGUCAGUGGUCACUAAUGGGGUGAUGGGAUUCCAGAGUGCAGCAGUUACACAGUCAACAUCCACCAGGCCCAAUACAGUACAGGAUCUGAACGCAAACAGUAUAUCAACCACGUCCAUUGAACUCAAAUGGGGAAAACCUCAGGAUUACAAGACAGGGUAUAAAUACAGAGUCCAGGCACCAAACAGCUCUGGUGGUGUUGGCUUUAAUACAGUAGUUAAUUCUGAGACUGCUACAGUCAGUCCACUUGAAGCAGGCACACAGUAUAACAUCACUGUUACAACACUGACAUCUGAUAACACUGAUGGAACAUCCUCAUCGAUCAUUCUCUAUACAAGACCCACAACAGUGACCAAUUUAAUGGCAGGAGCUCUCAACAGCACAGCUGUAAAUCUGACAUGGGCCAGACCAGCUGAUUUCAAGCCUGGAUAUUCUUAUCGGCUUCAAACCACUGGCCCUGCAGCUCCCCAGAAUGUCAUGGUCACUGUGGAGAAUGCCAUCAUCACUGGACUGAAUCCCGGAACCAACUUCAGCUUCAGUGCAUUCACUCGGGCAGCAGAUAGCACCACAGAAGGGGAUCCAGCAACAACCACCAGUUACACAAAACCUGAGAAAAUAUCCACUAUAAUUCUGGUGUCGAGUGAGCCGAAAAACAGCAGCAUGCUUGUGAACUGGUCUGCUCCAGCAGGAAAUGUUGAAACAUACGAAGUUAAUAUCAAUAGCAGCUUUGGAGAUGGUCAGACCAAAAACGUCACUACCAAACCAACUUCAGUACAGUUUGAUGGGCUGAGAGCUGGUAGGAUAUAUAGUGCCACAGUGACAACAAUCAGUGGACCUUUCAGAGAGCAAUCAGGAGUUGUUCAGAAUGCUACCUAUCCCAAUGCGCCUGGGAGUAUUUCCAGUGAUUCAAAGACAACUAGCUCCAUCUCAUUAAGCUGGGGAUCGCCUGUCAGCAUGGACCCCAACUCUUUCAACUUCAGUGUCACAUAUAGUUCUAAUGCCUCCGACAGGAAAACAUUGGUGACAACGAGUACCAGUGUUCAGUUAUCUAAUCUACAGUCUGGAACUCUUUAUAAUAUGUCAGUGGUCACUAAUGGGGUGAUGGGAUUCCAGAGUGCAGCAGUUACACAGUUAACAUCCACCAGGCCCAAUACAGUACAGGAUCUGAACACAAACAGUAUAUCAACCACGUCCAUUGAACUCAAAUGGGGAAAACCUCAGGAUUACAAGACAGGGUAUAAAUACAGAGUCCAGGCACCAAACAGCUCUGGUGGUGUUGGCUUUAAUACAGUAGUUAAUUCUGAGACUGCUACAGUCAGUCCACUUGAAACAGGCACACAGUAUAACAUCACUGUUACAACACUGACAUCUGAUAACACUGAUGGAACAUCCUCAUCGAUCAUUCUCUAUACAAGACCGAAUGCUGUGAAGAAUCUGAAAGCAAGUGAUGUUUCAACUUCAGAUGUAGUUCUGGGAUGGAGUGAACCGGACGGGCAAAAAAAUUACUACAGAUACCUUUUAAAAACCACCGCCGAAUCAUCUUCCACACAGAUUGCAAACACGGCCUGCAGUAAAACAUCCUGUUCUGUGUCUAACCUGACACCAGGAUCUUCUUAUACUUUCACAGUGUUUACACUGACGCCUGAUGACACAACCAGUGAUCCUCGAUCUCUGACUCUGUGCACUACUGCUGAAUCUGUACAAGUUCUUAACUGUACCGCCGAGGAUAAAAAAACAAUUCUAACGUUUCAGUGGGACUGCCCCAAAGGUUCAAAUAAAGGCUUUGAAAUCUUGAACAAGGAAACAAAUACAAUGGUAUAUGCAUCAUCUUGUAAUGGACAAACCACUGGACAGUACACAGUGUCCAACCUGAAUUAUUCUACCACAUAUGAUAUUGAAAUAAAGACUCUGGGAUGUGGAAAAAACAGUACCGUUCUUCCAAAAAAAUGCCAAACUGGAAAGACAGACCCCCCAGAACCUCCAGCAAACAAGACUGUAUUACUCAACAACAUGAAUACUCAUGAAACCAUUACAUUUGAGUUCAGUUCCACUCUCUUUGAUGAAACGAAUGGACCCAUUACUAACUAUGCUGUAAUAGUCACCACCAGCACAGAUCAAACUAGACCUUUAAAUAGUGUUCUUGGCAAAACAUAUAAUGACAAGGACACUCAAACUAAAAGCUAUGUGGCAAAGAUCAUAAACAAUACUGUGAGCAGAGCGGCUGAAACAAAACAAAAGGUUAUCAUAGGAGAUGAGAGUUCUUAUCAAGAUUACUAUAAUGGAAAACUGGCUCCUAAAGAAGGCUACAGGGUCAGCAUUGCAGGAUUUACUAAAUUAGUAAUGAAGAACCAACGCAUUAGUCAAGAAGAGUCCCUCAUAUCUUUCUCCCCCUAUUCACAGAUCAUCUCUUUAUCUGAAAACCCAGCUGUGAUUGGCGCAGCUGUAGGUGGGACCCUGGGUGUUCUUGUGGUUCUCAUUCUCGUCACAGUCAUUCUGUUUGUUUACUGGAAGAGACGUAGCCCAACCAAAACCCCCGAUAUUCAUAUUCCCAUCCGACCCAAGACAAUUCCUCCUCUGGUCAUUUUGUGCAGCUCCCAUCCGGUAAAGGUCGAGGACUACGAGACCUACUAUAAGAAACAACAUGCCAAUUCAGACUGCGGGUUUGCAGAAGAAUUUGAGGAUCUGAGGCCUAUCGGAAUAAACCAGACCAAGAAUGCUGCUCUUGCUCCUGACAACAAAGCGAAGAACCGCUACAACAACGUGUUGCCCUAUGAUUCCUCUCGCGUCAAGCUUUCUAUCCGGAAUAGUGCGUCCGAUGACUACAUCAAUGCCAAUUACAUGCCUGGGUAUGACUCGAAGAAGCAGUUCAUUGCUGCGCAGGGGCCCUUGCCUGGUACUGUGAAUGAUUUCUGGAGGAUGAUCUGGGAACAGAAUGUGUACACUCUUGUCAUGCUGACGAGGUGCAACGAGCAAGGACGGGUAAAAUGUGAAGAAUACUGGCCUUCCAGUAAUCCCAAGACCUAUGGUGAUGUGACAGUGAUCUUGGCUUCUGAAAUCCCCCUCAAUGAGUGGACUAUCAGGGAAUUCAAAAUGAAAAACACAAAGACAGCAGAGAGCCGUACUAUACAACACUUCCAUUUUACUGCUUGGCCUGACCAUGGGGUGCCAGAGACCACAGAACUGCUGAUUAAUUUCAGACAUUUAGUGAGAGAGCACAUGGACCGGUACUCCCGAAACUCACCCACUGUGGUCCACUGCAGCGCUGGAGUUGGGCGCACAGGAACCUUAAUCGCCAUUGACCGGCUCAUCUACCAGAUUGAGCGGGAGAGCGUGGUGGAUAUCUACGGGAUAGUCCACAACCUUCGAAUGCACAGGCCGCUCAUGGUGCAAACAGAGGACCAGUAUAUAUUUUUAAACCAAUGUGCAAAGGAUUUCAUCAGAUCCAGGACUGGCAACAAUGUGGACCUGAUCUACCAGAACACAGCAGCCAUGGGUAUCUAUGAGAACUUUACACCUACCAAAACCCAGAAUGGACACCACUGUUAGCCAAGGACAAGACUGCACUGCAUUUUUGAACGUUGUUCCUGAGAAAUUUUUAUAAAAGGUGUCGAUGUAUGCACUGGUUUGUUUUACAAGACUUUUUGUAUCAUUCACAAGACAUUUGUAUCAUUCACCAAAUGAUACGAGACUUUUUGUAUCAUUUACAAGACAUUUGUAUCAUUCACCAAAUACUGUUGAAAACAUACCAUUUCCAUAUUUUAUCAUUGGCAAGAAAAAUGCAUCAGAAUGGUGAUGCACAAUAAUAAGCAAAAGAGCAAGUUACAACCGUGCCUAUGAAUUCAACCAGAGUGUAAAUUGCAGCACAUACAGAGGCUGAAUCAACCCAAUGUGUUGAGUAAAUCAACAAGUUUCCAGUUUAGAUUUAUUUGUAGUAUGUUCAUGAAGUCACACCGAAGUAUACAAUGUUAGUUUUGGUAAAAGAAAGUCUUAACUAUCUUAACUAUCUCUGUCUUAAACUUCCCAGUGAUUUAUUAAUCCUGACACUGCUGCUUUACUUGUCAAUCCAACAUCUUUUCAGACAGACCAAUACAGGGCUGAGUGAAGCUCAAACAGCCCUCUGCCGACCAAUUGGGAUACUUCUGCUCAGCUUGAGUUUACUUUGAUAAAGUCUGCUUAUGUGUUUGGAAGCAAAGGGAAAGAAAAAUGAACCAAAUGAUUUAUUACAACUCUGCAAAAAUAUGUUCAGACACGUAUGCUAUAAAUAUUUUAGUGACCAAACCUACUUACUGGCAAACCAGUCAUACCACUGAAGAUGUAACUCAUAUUUCAAAAGACCCCCAGUUAAUAUUCCCUAGGUCUGCUGAAGAGCAUUGACACCUGAUAUAUGAACUGUGAUUUAGGAUGGAUUUUAAUACUGUUUUUUGGUGCAAUAUGAGAUUUCUUGCUGUACAUAAAGUAACGUGACACUUUUUUAGUUUUAGUUAUUUCUGAUUCUCACCUAUAAUUGGAGAUUGACAGCGUGAAUAAAAGUGUCAAGUUACUUGUCUCACUCAGGUCACCUCGCUUUUAUUCUUUUACCUUUUGAAGUUGCCAGGUGUGACAUUUUUUUUGAGAAAUUACUUUUUUUUAAAAUAUAUAGAUUUUAUAUUAUUAUUUAAAUAAAAGUAAACUAUAUUCAAUACUGAAACUAUAUUUCUAUAGUGAUUCAAACUGUAAUACAGUACAUGGAUUAAAUAUGAGAAGACCCAAAGAUUGCCUGCUGUCUUAAAUAAGAAGCAGCCCUUAAAAAUGGAAUCUCUUUUCAAUGUAACUGUAGCUGCUUUAUAGUUAUGCACUGUACAGAUUACUAUCCUUGACAGCAAUAGGAAAGUAUGUGUGUGCAAGACUAGUGCACCUUAUGAUACAACUGUCAAAUCAUGGAAGGGUUUGUUUUCGUUCUGAUGCACUGGUUGCAUCAAAAUGCUUUUUUUUUUCUACUGAAAUCUAUUUGGUCUUUUUAAAAAUGCUCAUUGUUUGAAUAUAAUAGCAAUGAUUGUCAAAAACAUAUGGACUGUAUUAUAAAAUAUAUUGAAGACAACGGUCGACAGAACAAACUGAGAAUAAAAUCCUGUGUUCAGUACCAGUUAGCUGUAUGAACAGUGCAGAUUUGCUCCGUUUAUAAAUGUUAACUGUUUUUGAAACUAAAAACCACUGCAAGUAUCUUAAGUAUAAAAUUAAGAAAGUCACUGUUACAGCACAGUAGCUAGGAGCCUUAGUUAAGAAAGCACUAUAAGAAACGGCACUAAAUUGUGAUCACAAUCAUACAUUUGCCUUAUAAGCACCUUCUAUUACAGAGCACAUUAUUUUGAGUGAACUGAGUAUGUGAACGCCAACAAACACAUAUGUGCAUGCUGUGCUGACAUGGUGGAGAACAUUGUGGCUGCCUCUCUGCGUCACUAGGGCAUUUGCUUUUAAGUUGACGGCAGUCCUUUGGGUAGCUUAAGGACAUAUGUGAUAUUGGCAUUCACAUACCUUUGAACACAGGCCCCUAUUCUAAUAACUUAAAUAUGAAGCACUCUCUGUGUAAAGCGCAUGACUGGGUUAUAGACCUUAUAUAGUAUGCAGCUCUUGCAUAUUAUCAAUAACAGCAUAGUAUACUAAAUAGAAUGCUAUUACCUGCAUAUAUAAUGCUUGUAACAUGUAUAUAAUAUGCAUAUAUUUCUACCAAAAUUAUUGAUAGUGCAAAUCACACAGUAGUUUUUUUUUUUUUUUUUAAUAUGUCCUUGAAGGCUCAGAAAGCUCUUUCUUAAAUCAUAUUUCCUUGCAGUGGUUUCAGAGAAGUGUUACCUAGGUUGUUGUCAAAGGACCUCAGGAGUUUUAAAGACAGUAUUCUAGAAGGAGGCGGGCUCACUCACACACUAGAUGAGCUGUGUAGCCGCAAAGAUAUUUCCGUCAUUGAAGUAUAAUUGUUUGUAUAGGUUCUAAACGAACACCGGUACGUAUAGUUUUACCAAAGUGCACUUGUGCAUUGCUAUACCCUUCUGGUACAGCAUGUCUCACAGUUUUAAGAGCGAAUGAAGUGUACAGUGCAACGUCUUACGAUGUAACCAUUCUAGUUUGUUAGUUUUAAGAGGGAAUGAAGUGUACAGUGCAACGUCUUACAAUGUAACCAUUCUAGUUUGUUUGUGUUGCCACUAUUUUAAAAGUUGUAUUUGCUGGAUGUAUUUAUUGUAUUUUCCUUUUUAUUACGAUAAUUUGAAUAUAUUUUAAUGCUUGAAAGCAUUACUUUUGAAUUGUAUUUUUUUUUUUUUUGAAUAAGAUGUUUUUAAUCUUUUCUUAAACUUUCAAGGGAAUGCUGAUAAAGGGAUACUGUUGACGGGUACUGUAUGGGUGAAAACAAACAAAUGCUGAGAGUUUUAAAUGGAAUUUGCAACGUUGUACACAAUUUUAUUUACCUACUGCCAGUCCUAGUUUUGGAUUAAAGUGUAUUAUUAUUAUUUGUAAUUAUUAAAAGGCUUUAUCAAUGUCAGAA
This is a messenger RNA of Acipenser ruthenus (sterlet), 10041 nucleotides long. RefSeq names its product protein tyrosine phosphatase receptor type Ja (gene ptprja). Bases 411 to 7076 code for a protein of 2221 amino acids. NCBI's taxonomy places the organism in Eukaryota, Metazoa, Chordata, Actinopteri, Acipenseriformes, Acipenseridae. Gene Ontology annotation, biological process: protein dephosphorylation. The transcript is spliced from 35 exons. The record is from RefSeq and is a predicted model, not a curated record. Gene Ontology annotation, molecular function: protein tyrosine phosphatase activity; protein binding.